AGGUCAGACACAUCCCAAAAUGAUGUAGUUUCAGUAUUUUCAGCUCACCUGAGGCCACCGAUCAGGUUCAUCUGCUCCGAUGCAGCAGAUCGAUCUGUUCUUGGCGUGCUACUAUAUAAAUCCGCACAGGUCUCAUCUGACUUCUUUCACUUCUCACCUGAUAGGAAGAAGAGCAGCUGUCCACACAACUUUCGUCAUACAAAAUGACUCCACAAAUGGAGGCGACAUGUAAAGAAUGCCUCUACCCCGGAUUUAUCAAGCUAUCGUAUCUCUCCGAGGUGCUACAACCGUUUACCAUAGUGCGUUACCUUAUGGAUAAUUCUAGGACUUCAUCAUUUCAUCAUGGGGCUAUGGGAUGAUGAGGAGGACUCGAAUUCAUUUCAAAUGAGGAAUCAGAAUAUGGCCACGGUCACUAUUGAACGUCCGUCAGCUCCACCACCGCCAGGCUCUGAAUUACCUCCAGCGUCAAGACAGCCAAGUGUACCGGAUAUCCCAUCGGCGGAAACGUCUAUAGAUCCUAAUCUGGCCAAUCCCCGUCUGAUGGUUAACAGAGCAUGUAUCUACGAACGCCAAUUACCCGGAGACGCCUAUAUCACGGCCCAUGUACAGCGCCUGCAACAUGGGUUCUACUCGAGCGCGGCCGUCUCAGAUCAAGACCUCGACCAUGUUGAUUUCCUGGGUAUCAACUUCGUCUUCCACUCUCCCAACACCCUGACGCAUCGGUUCAAGGCAGCUACCAUUCGUGUCUCGGUUCACAGCAUGCGGAACAACUCCAGCACCUCUACAGCAUCACAAAAUCUGCACACCUACAGGUCCAAAAACCCACGGUUUCUCAUGCAUGCACCGCAUCUUCUGUACGGAGCUGUCUCGCCCGAAACCCUCCAAUGGAACUACAGUCUCUCUGGAUCGCUCGGCGUAGCUGAACUUCCCCUGAUGGCCAGUAUCUCGCCCUCCACCGGCAUGAACGGACGGUACCGACGGUAUGAGAUGAUGAGGAUCCAGGGGUCGGUCCGGUCAUUGAAGAGCCCACGCGGACGUAAGUUCGACGUCGAGGCAGGGGAGGCCGUAUGGUCGCUGGAAGAAAACAGUCUGCAACGAUCUGGCCUGCCGCGGGAGUUUACCUUCGCCAUGUUGAUUCAGAAACCGCGCGCCGACAGCCGAAUCCAUCUCGCUCUCGAUAUCGAUCCAGUUCUUCAAUUCGGUUACUUCACCUACCCGACAUGGUGGCUGGAUCUUCCGAGUUAUAGGCCGGUGCCUCGACGGCCAGUGGACUUUCGAGCUGAAGUCGGGCAGCGCUUCGAGCCGAUCACGCCGAAUAGGGGGUUCAACUUCGCUGCUCUAGAGAGCUCGUUUGAUGACUACGUACAAAUGCCAGGGAGAAAGUUCACCACGGGAAUGUCGUUAGAAGGCGGAUGCACCCAAGACGACAACGAAAUCCGUCGCGACGUAACACGAGAUCUCGCCAUGGUUGAACCAGUCCGGGGUAUACCCCGGGCGCCCUACUCAGGACCAACACCCAGUGACACUACAGGGAAAGCCCCUGGAAACCGGAACGGAGUCAGCAACAUAAUACCCAUCUUCGACCCGACGUCUCUCUCCGUGAGAAUUUUCCUGAACAACGGCCAUGGCCAUAGCAGCCAGCUCGCCUCGCAUAUCUCCGCACUGCGCUCGAGCGGCAAUAUCGCUAUAGAACGAGAUAACCCCCGGACCCCGACCCCUGCCUCAUCUACAGCCACUAUCCAGGAUAGACAACCAUCAUCACAACCCAGGAGAGCACGGAUGAAGCAGAUCGCACCGGGGGCAUCAAACAAGCCGAGGGCCAGUACCUAGGUAGGCAGACCUCUCUCCAGGUAAGGAUACCCAUCAUAUCUACGCCCCCCAAAACCAACAUCUACAUGUACAAUAGACAGGCCGGAUGGAAACCAGAUGGUGAAAACCCAAACCCAAGCCGCAGACGCUCCAACCAAGAUAAACUACCCCC
Aspergillus alliaceus is the source of this 1981-nucleotide messenger RNA. RefSeq lists its product as uncharacterized. The transcript is spliced from 2 exons. Lineage: Eukaryota; Fungi; Ascomycota; Eurotiomycetes; Eurotiales; Aspergillaceae. Bases 343 to 1830 code for a protein of 495 amino acids. The record is from RefSeq and is a predicted model, not a curated record.